AUGGCCUUUGUUUUCUUCUGCUCAGGCAUCUCAAAUUCACAGACCUCCACACCCCUCGAUCACAUUCUCACGAUUCACGGUCAAAGCCUCGACAGGCGGUCAUACACUCUCUUUCGACAGCCCAUUCCUUUCGUUCACGAAAUGUCCAUCUUCUUCUGCUGCGGCUCUCGUCGUCAAGGCCGACAGUCUGCAGAUGACGUUGAACUCACCGAUGCUCCCAAGGAGCAACGUACGAGGCGGAGUGUUGCUAUUCAUCAGCCGUGCCAUUCGAUCGAGUUGCCGAUUCGGUCUCGGGACACCUCGCUGAUGCCUGCCGAGCUACCCCUGGAGGACCCGACCGAACUGGGACAGCUGGUGGUGGAUGACUCCGAUGGCGAAGGGAAUGAAGCUAAUCCCCUGACGAAGACAAGUAGCGCCUUGAAUGUCGUUCGCACGAAGCUCAUCCGACACAUCUCGCCGGAAACGGAGGCAAACCGCCGGUCUCGCGCAUCUGUGGGCCACAGCCAAGAGGAAGUUGCUCGAAGAGCCGAGCUCAGGCGAUUCCGACAUCAAAGAAUCCAAGACGAGCUCAAGAGCGAAGAGAACAAUGCUGAGUCGAGCAACACGUCCCACCGCAGCACUCGCUAUCUCUCCCCCCUCAUCGACGCUGGGCAGCCAAGGGUUGGCCCCAGGGAUACCAUUGAGUUCACCGUGACCGUUACAGACGGGCCUCAUGCGGACUCAGCGCAAGCACAGGAUUCCCUCUCCAUGGACUCUCAUCAAAACGACAAAUGCGUGUCUUCUCAAGAAGUGGACGGACCGACAAAGCCUUCCUUUAUAUCAACAGUAUCUGGUUUGGAGGAAUGGGGUCAGACUUUCCCCUUACGACCGCCAAGUACACACAGCGCUACAUCACAAAAGUUGACAGGAUGCUCGAACAUGCCCCGUCUGGGUCGUGUGUUGGGGGCAGAUAGCGAGUUUGACAUUCGCCAUGGAGCUCAUGCUUGGGAGGAACAGUCUGCUCUUGGCGUUUGGCUCGCUGCCCAGGGCCUGCGAUCCGGAAGCAGCUCCAUCCGCCUUAGAGACAGCGAGGCGAAUGAUGGGGAUGCUAGGGUCCCAUUCUUCUCGCCCCAGGAGGAUUUUGGCGGCAUUGAUAGUAUUGCAGAUGCUCCGUUGCCCACUCGGUGUCCGAAAAUUAGAAAGGGGUUGCUCCUAGGCCGGGAGCGAUGUCUGGAAACCGCAUCAAUCACCUCAAGCUCUUCCAGUGGCCGCGACCAAACCGAUGCUGAUGCCACUUUGCUUGGCCAAAGCCUACUCUUGGGAUCGGGAACUUUUGACAUGGCUGCAGCAAGGCCACCUGACCACAGCUCCUCGAACUAUCCAUCUGUUCUCCCAAGCUUUCAACCAAGCCCGAACCGAUCACAGUCCAAUUUUCAUCAUCUUAGUGCAGAAGACCUGGAGAGUCUUGAGCUUUCGCCCUUCAGCUGGAAAGGCAACUUCUCCGUCAUCCAGGAAUCAAAGGCAUCUGAGGGGAUGAGCUCAUAUGUCACGGCGGCAGAUGACAUCUACUUUUCUGAUAACAAUGCCAGCAGUGCUUGGAUCAACUGCCCUCAGGCGCGAGCUUCUGGUGAUGCAGUAUCCUUGGAUCACUCUGAUAAUGCGAGUUCCAAUCAGCGGGGAGUCAAGAUGUCAACCAUUGCGUCCAGAGUUGGCGAGGCCCUCUCACGCAAGAGACCCUCGCUGAACUUUGGUAGCCGCUUCAAAGAAGACUUUCAAACAAGUUCUAUUGGGCCUGGCCGCCGUUCAUUGAAGGCAAAGAUCAACCACUCAGUGCCAAGAAGAUCCAAAUAUAGCUCUACCAGCUUUAGUACGGCGCCGAGCAGACGAUUCUCGAGUGAGGAGAGCCAGUUGGCACUGGGCUGUGCAAACUCGAUUGGUGUGCGACUGGAGGCCUCUAUUGGCACAUUCGCACCUUUAAGAGGCGAUGAGGGAAGCUUUGCGCCGAGUGAAGUGAGCCCGGCGACACUUGCGCGUGUGUAUGAUUACCAGGCGCCACUGGGAACACGGCAAUCGGGGUUGUUUGAACCGUCCAGACUGACACCUCAUUCGGAACUCUUGCCUGACGAAACCCAACCUUCCUCACGUGGGAUUCUUCAGCAAUGGACGACCAAUAUCCAUGGCGCUUUUUCAUCCAAUACCACUCUCAGGUCUCAAUCGUCCAAGGCUCCGAAGCGACUAACAAAGCUGGCUCCCGAUUCAGGUGAAGUAAGCAUUGUGAAUACCGACAUUCGUCAGCUUCCAUCAGAUGCUGGUAGACCUUCUAUUCCGGCAAUUCUCCUUCCGGAGCCAGUAUCACGUUUCCGCCCAGGCAAGCUCGGAAAAGCCGUCAAGUCUGGGCUGAGGAAGCUGAUGUCGUCUCACGACAACGGGAGGCAAGCUCAGCUAUUCCAGCUUCGGGAACGACGAGAUGAGAAUAUAGGGCCCAAAGUGGUACGCACGGACACGCAGCCUUGGACGCCAGUAACCAUGGAAGCAGCAGACUAUGGCACUGUAUCUCCGAAGCAACAUUUAUCUGUUGAGUUAAGAUCAUGUUGCCCGCCCUCUGCAACGCAAACGAAGAAAGCCCCCGAGCUUGCGCGUCCACCAUACACUGCCAAGUCUGCCAUGCAAGUUGGAGCAGGUCAGCCAGCGCAGGGAUCUUGUUCUGAUGAUUGCGCCGGGGGCGCUUUGACAACCAACGUGCUUAUACAGUCACAUAUUCAACCGGAAAUCGAGAAUGGCAAAGACGAAGAGCUGGCAAGCGCUGGCUCGGUAUCAGUCAUGAGUGAUGUACGAGUGCUACGCCGGUGUCAAUCGGCAUUGGAUGUGCCAAGGAGCAGGAACCUGGCUCUUACCUGGGCUGGUCGAUCCAUGGUGCAGUCCCUCAGCUUGGGUAAUCUCAGAGCUUGA
This is a messenger RNA of Trichoderma reesei QM6a, 2928 nucleotides long. RefSeq lists its product as uncharacterized. Lineage: Eukaryota; Fungi; Ascomycota; Sordariomycetes; Hypocreales; Hypocreaceae. The transcript is spliced from 3 exons. The coding region runs from base 1 to 2928 and encodes 975 amino acids. The record is from RefSeq and is a predicted model, not a curated record.